This is a messenger RNA of Zingiber officinale, 2665 nucleotides long. Its product is annotated as G-type lectin S-receptor-like serine/threonine-protein kinase At4g27290. Gene Ontology annotation, biological process: protein phosphorylation; recognition of pollen. Lineage: Eukaryota; Viridiplantae; Streptophyta; Magnoliopsida; Zingiberales; Zingiberaceae. Bases 55 to 2559 code for a protein of 834 amino acids. The record is from RefSeq and is a predicted model, not a curated record. The transcript is spliced from 6 exons. Gene Ontology annotation, molecular function: protein serine/threonine kinase activity; ATP binding.
UAAAAGAGGAUGAGAAGUAUCAACUAGUCCUCUGAUUCUCCUCUUCAGCUAGCCAUGGAAGGAAGAAUCGCUUCCUCCACUUCAUUCUCCUUCGUUUGUCUUCUUUUUCUUUUUGUUUCUACUUUCUUUUCGAUCUCUAAUGGAAUAGACACCCUAUCGAUAGAUCGACCUCUUCUCGACGACGAUACAACCACCUUGGUCUCAGCCAACGGUAACUUCCGGUUGGGAUUCUUCAGCCCUAAUGGAUCUAACAGUCGCUACAUUGGCAUUUGGUAUAAUAAUAUCCCCGUUCAUACUGUCGUGUGGGUCGCCAACCGCCAACGGCCUAUCGCCGACCGAUCCGGCAAUCUCUCUUUGACCGCCGACGGCGCCCUCGUCAUCGCCGAUGGGUCCGCCAACUCCACCGUCGUUUGGUCGUCUGGCUCGCCGGCGCCGGCCCUCGAGAAUCCGGUCGCGCAGCUCCUUGACGACGGGGAUUUCGUCGUCCGAGAGGCCCGAGACAUUAAUGGCACCGAGGAAGAUGAGAGCUUCGCGUGGCGGAGCUUUGACUUUCCGACCGACACGCAGAUCCCCGGGAUGAUGGUGGGGCGGCGGAGGCUCAGGAAUGGGGUCGAGCACAACAUCAACCUGACGGCGUGGACGAGCGACGGCGACCCUGCUCCGUCGCAGUACACCUACGGCUUGGACGUGGAGGGCGACCCGCAGUUGUUGAUCUGGUCCGGGGCGGAGCCCCACUGGCGCGGCGGCCCGUGGAACGGCCGCUGGUUCAGCGGCGUGCCGGAGGUGAGGGACAUGUCCGACGGGCUGGUCAACUUCAACGUGCAGCCCAACGAGAUCACCUUCUUGUACAACCACCAGAGCACCGCCAUCUUGCGGUGGGUGAUUCACCACUCCGGCCAGCUCCGGCUCAUCGUUUGGCUGGAAUCGGAGCAGGAUUGGAACAUCAUCUGGUUCGUCCCCAAGGAUCUCUGCGACAGCGUCUCCACCUGCGGACCCAACGGCCUCUGCCGCCCGAGCAGCUCGCCGCUGUGCGCCUGCCUCCAGGGGUUCCGCCCCAGGAACCCCAGGAACUGGGGGCUCCUCGACGGUUCCGACGGCUGCCGGAGGACGACUGCCCUGGACUGCCGGAACAACACCGACGGCUUCUUCAUCCAGCGAGGCGCGAAGCUGCCGGACACCUCGAGGUCGACCGUCGUACCAACCCUGACUCUGGAUCAAUGCAGAGCCCUCUGCUUGAGCACCUGCAACUGCACCGCGUUCGCCGCCUCCAACGUCAGCGUCGCCGCGAGCGGAUGCAUAAUCUGGACGACCGAUCUCACCGACAUCACAGCCUACCAAGGCGGAUUAGGACAGGAUCUUUACGUCAGAUUAGCCGCAGCAGAUCUCGUAUCCGAGUCUUCGCCUGAGAAAUCUCGUCGCCGGAAUCUCAAGGUGGCGAUAGGCGUGGUGCUUCCUCUUGCGAUCAUUUCGCUGGCCUGCGCUUCCUACUUCGUCUUGAGGAAGAAGAAGAGAGGUACCCAACUUCCUCAAAUAGCAGAGAAGGAGGACUUAGAGCUGCCGUUGUUCGACUUGAGCACCAUCAGAGACGCCACCAAUGGCUUCUCCAUGGACAACAAGCUCGGAGAAGGAGGCUUCGGCCCUGUAUACAAGGGGAAAUUGGGGGUGGAUCAAGAAAUCGCCAUCAAGAGAUUAUCAACCACAUCGACUCAAGGCGCCGACGAAUUCAAAAACGAGGUUACUUUGAUCGCAAAACUGCAACAUCGUAAUCUUGUUCGACUUCUUGGAUGUUGCAUUCAAGGAGCAGAGAGGAUGCUCGUCUACGAAUACAUGCCCAAUAGAAGCCUCGAUGCUUUCCUAUUCGAUGAAGUUCGAAGUAAAUUGCUAGAUUGGAGAAGACGAUACAAUAUCAUACUUGGGAUCGCUCGAGGUCUUAUGUAUCUUCAUCACGACUCGAGGCUUAGAAUCAUUCAUAGGGAUUUGAAGGCCGGCAAUGUUCUUCUUGACAAAGAUAUGAAUCCUAAAAUAUCAGAUUUUGGAAUGGCUAGAAUAUUUAGAGGAGAUCAAUCCGAAACAAAUACUGAAAGAGUCGUCGGAACAUAUGGAUAUAUGUCUCCUGAAUAUCUCAUAGAUGGAGUAUUUUCAAUAAAGUCAGAUGUGUAUAGUUUCGGUGUAUUAAUACUUGAGAUUAUAUCAGGCAAAACUAACCGAAGAGUUUAUCAACAUCAAUCGAACCUUCUAGAAUAUGCAUGGAACAUGUGGAAAGAAGGCGAAUGGUGGAAUUUGGUGGACAAAAACAUCGACAAAUUCUCUUCGGAGGAGGCGGAGGUUACGAAAUGUAUAAAAAUUGGACUCUUAUGUGUUCAGGAGUGGCCUAAAGAUAGACCAACAAUGCCUUUGGUAUUGACAAUGUUGGACAACACAGAAGAUAUCAAUCUCUUACCCGAACCAAAGCAACCAUGGUUUGCUUCUAAAGUAAUUUCCUCCCAAGAUUCAGCGACGACUCAUCUAGAUUCGGGCUCGAUGGACAAAGAACUCCACACGGAGUUACAAGGACGAUAGACAAUUAUCUUCCAAACAAAAAUGUAUACGACGAAGAGUCUUGCAAGAAUUUUUUUUGUACAAACAUGUUUUUAUCUUAAAAAAUAACUAUCUUUAUCUUUUUCAA